This is a messenger RNA of Pseudopodoces humilis (Tibetan ground-tit), 1109 nucleotides long. RefSeq names its product protein tyrosine phosphatase 4A2 (gene PTP4A2). Gene Ontology annotation, molecular function: protein tyrosine phosphatase activity. The record is from RefSeq and is a predicted model, not a curated record. Lineage: Eukaryota; Metazoa; Chordata; Aves; Passeriformes; Paridae. Gene Ontology annotation, biological process: protein dephosphorylation.
CCAUCAAAGCAAGCUCUGAUCAAUCCCAGGCAUAUUAGUGGUCUUUUUGAUGUUUUCUGCUGUGAAGUGUUUCCAAGGUCAUUGAUUUUUAUUUUUUUCCCCCCCCUUUUUAUUUUGAUUUUUCUUUUUUUUUUUUCUUUUUUUUUUCUUUUUUCCUUUUUUUUUUUAUCUUUGUCCCCCUCACACAUUUUCUUGGCCAUUAUGAACCGUCCAGCCCCUGUGGAAAUUACUUAUGAGAAUCUACGUUUCCUGAUCACUCACAACCCAACCAAUGCAACCCUCAGCAAGUUCAUCGAGGAGCUGAAGAAGUACGGGGUGACAACCUUGGUGCGAGUUUGUGAUGCCACUUAUGAUCAAGCUCCAAUCGAGAAAGAGGGAAUCCAAGUUCUAGACUGGCCGUUUGAUGAUGGAGCACCACCCCCCAGUCAGAUCGUGGAGGACUGGCUGAACCUUUUGAAAACCAAAUUUCGGGAGGAGCCUGGAUGCUGCGUGGCUGUUCACUGUGUGGCAGGACUGGGAAGGGCUCCCGUUCUGGUUGCACUCGCUCUCAUUGAAUGUGGAAUGAAGUAUGAGGAUGCAGUUCAGUUUAUAAGGCAGAAAAGGAGGGGAGCUUUCAAUUCCAAACAGCUGCUUUAUCUGGAGAAAUACCGGCCCAAGAUGCGAUUACGCUUCAAAGACGCCAACGGUCACUGCUGUGUUCAAUAAAUAAACACACACAAAACAAAAAGUUAUCUCAAAAGGAAGGCAGAAGUGAGCAGGGGGCUCUUCUAUGGACUCUUGGCACCUGGAAAUGUGAAUCUGGAAUGGAAAAAAAAAAAAAAGAAAAAAAAAAAAAUAAGUCAUCAAAUUAGUGGUGGAGUCAGCGUUCCUCAACCUCUGUCCUUAAAAAAAAAAUAUUAAAUAAAAGGGUGAUGAUGAUUGAGAGAGAAAAAAACCCCCCAAAUUAAAAAAUAUAUAAUAAUAAUAAUAAUAAAACCCAAUUAAGAGAAACAUUUCAGUGAAGGAUUGUUUUCUCCUUAAAGCUGCAAGGAGAAAAGCAGUUUCUGAAACCUUCUGUAUUUUUAACUUUUUAAGAAAAGAAAUAAAGUCAACUUUAUGUCUAAGGAAAA